UGUCAUACUGUAAAAAAAGCCAAAGUUUUUACAUCAGAUCAAGUUUCAACUUUUUUAAAUACUGCUUCAGAUGAUGAGUUUCUUUUACACAAGGUUGCCCUGGUCAUCGGUUCACAUGGAUGUCUUCGCUGCAAAGAAUUGUUAAACAUAACAAUGGAAAAUGUGAAACAACAAGGUUUGUUGUUUAAAAUUUACAUACCUCCAGCAUCAACAAGAACAAAAGUAGCUGGUAAAUCAUUUGUUACGAGUGAAGAGGUGCACCCAAUACUUGAUAAGUAUAUCAAGCUACGCCCAGAAGGUAUGCAAAGAUUCUUGGUCCAGUAUCGCAAUAAGAAAUGUACUCGACAGAAUGUUGGUAAGCGUACGCUAACUGCUAUUCUCCAAGAUGUAGCAAAGUUUUUAAAUCUUCUUGAUAUCCAACUGUAUACUGGGCAUGGCUACAGGCGAACUUCUGCUACUUUUCUUGUUGACGAAGGAGCAGAUUUACUACAACUUAAGAGACAUGGUGGUUGGAAGAGUAGUACCGUAGCUGAGAGCUACAUUGAUGAGUCUGAUUUGAAUAAACAAAGAACCAGUAAAUUAAUAUCUUAUUCGAUAAACAUUCAAAGUCGAUUAAAAGCAGAGCCAAGUAAUGUUCUAUUGGAGAAAAAAAUCAACAACAGAAGUGUUUCAAAACAAAAUGUGAUGAAAUUAUCACAAGUUGAAAAAGAAGCUAUUGAUGUGAUUACUCAGGCUGAAUACGAAGAAGUAUUGUUUUCUGAUUUUGAGCCACCAAAGAAAAAAUUGAAGAAAAAAAACAUAGUCAUUGAAGAUAUGGAAAAUUUAUCACAAGAAAAACUAACAGAAAUUAUUACAACUGAUUUUUAUGAGAAGAAAGAAAAAAAAGAAAAACCUAUUUUUAUUUUCAAAAAAAGUAAUAUUACAAUCAACAAUUAAUCUCUAGUUUAACAAAUCUUAAAUUAAAAAUGUAUCCUUAUCUACGAUAGUGAAAUAUCUAUAUUAAUUUAAAAAUGUUAUGAUCUCGUUUUUAUGAUAUCUAUGUCACUAAAAUUUAAGUAC
This is a messenger RNA of Cephus cinctus (wheat stem sawfly), 1059 nucleotides long. RefSeq lists its product as uncharacterized. The record is from RefSeq and is a predicted model, not a curated record. The coding region runs from base 154 to 936 and encodes 260 amino acids. The transcript has 3 exons. Gene Ontology annotation, biological process: DNA recombination; DNA integration. Gene Ontology annotation, molecular function: DNA binding. Lineage: Eukaryota; Metazoa; Arthropoda; Insecta; Hymenoptera; Cephidae.